AUGGCCGUGCCUCGCUCGACCUCCCUGCGCGCCCUGCGCCAGCUCUCCCACCAGCCUACUGCUGCCCCCGCCCGUCGCGGCUUACACAUCACCGGCGUUCAGUCUGCGCAACCCGCCAAUCCCGCCGACAAGGCCUCAAUGUAUGCCGCUCGCACCCUGCCAGACCUGAAGCAGGAAUGCCAACGACGCUCCCUCCGUGCUGCUGGCAGCAAAUCUGAGCUGAUCGAGCGUCUCUCCAACCACGACGUCUUGCAGAGCCGGGCCUUCAGCAUUGCCAUGCGCCGUAUCAACAGCAAUGCCUUCGCUGACCAAUCAACCCGCUCCUUCAACACCUCCCGCUCCCAAAAAGCCAUCGGUGACUCCUCCACCGUCGACUUCAUCUACAUGCCCCAAAUGUCCAGCCUCGAUGCGCCGCCUACCCGCCCCUCCGGCCCCCGGGUCCCGAUCCUCCCCGACAUGACCUCGCACCACGACACCCCGUCCCCAUCCGCCCCACUCAUGAAGCCCCAGAUCUACACGGUUUCCGGCGGUGACAUCAGCGCUGCGUCAGCCAUGAGCGAGGUCGUCGACAACCACGCCGUGGACAUCGACCCAUUCUCGCUGACCGAGGCUGUGGGGCGGAGCCGGAUUGGUGAGGAGUUGGCAAAGCAGAAUGGGGCCGGGAAGGAGCCUGGUGUUGUCAAGGAGCUUUGGGCGGGCUUUUUGGAUGAUGUGCUCGGCCCGAAGGAUUCUGCAGUCAGGAAGUAG
Penicillium canariense is the source of this 747-nucleotide messenger RNA. Its product is annotated as SAP domain-containing protein. The coding region runs from base 1 to 747 and encodes 248 amino acids. The record is from RefSeq and is a predicted model, not a curated record. NCBI's taxonomy places the organism in Eukaryota, Fungi, Ascomycota, Eurotiomycetes, Eurotiales, Aspergillaceae. The transcript has 3 exons.